UGAACAACCUUGCCAUUUGGCAUAGAGGAGCAAAGAAGAUCGAGUCAGGAGAGGAGCAGGGAACUGAAAGCAGCCUAGCUUUAGAAGAUAGAGCCUGUGCAGACAGGAGGACGGUCUAACAGAGAGGGGAAGAGAUAGACUCAACCCCGAAAGGAGGAGCUGCUGUCCCGGGGCUGGUCCCUGCGCUACAGCGGCUCUCUCUCUGUGUGUUUGCAUCGUUUCUCAUGCCGUGAUGAAGUCUCGGGGGGAGGCUGUGGGCUGGAGAGAAGUUCGAGGACUCUGCCGAGGUUUCUGGUCCCCCUGCGAGGCGCUGGCUGCCUGCUGGAGAGGGGGAUUCAUCUGAAGACCACACACACACACACACACACUCGCUGGCUGAGUGUUCAUUUUGUCGGACAGGCAAAAGAAGAACUUUUUCUUAUUUCUGUACUUCUCCAGACCACUGCAAAAGGACCGCCAAGAUGAGUCGAUGGCUCAAAUGCACCUCCAUGUACUUUGUAGAACACAGACUGGAAUAAGUAUGAUGACAGGCUGAUGAAGGCAGUGGAGAGGAGAGAGGUGGACAAGGUUGCAGCAGUGCUUGGCAAGAAGGGCAUCAUCCCUACCAAACUCGAUGUAGAGGGCCGCUCUGCGUUCCAUCUUGCUGUCUCCAGAGGACAUCUCGACUGCCUGAGUCUCAUUCUCAAUCAUGGUGUGGAUGUCACAGCCACGGAUGCCACAGGAAAAAAUGCCUUACACCUGGCAGCCAGAAAUGCCCAGUCAUUGUGCGUGCAGAAACUACUCCAGCACAAUUGCCCUGUGGGAAAUGUGGACCUGCAGGGAAGGACAGCCUUGCAUGAUGCUGUUAUGGCCGGCUGCUCCUCCAGCGUGAAGCUGCUAUGUGACAGCGGGGCAUCAGUUAAUGCCAGCGACUUUGAUGGUCGGACCCCAUUAGUGCUUGCCACUCAAAUGUGUCAUCCACACAUCUGUCAGCUGCUGUUAGAACGAGGAAGUGACAUCACAGUCAGAGACAAACAGAAUAAAACAGCGUUGAUUCUGGGCUGUGAAUAUGCGUGUAAGGAUGCUGUGGACGUUUUGUUGAAAAAUGGAGCUGAUGUCACUGCUGUGGAUGGUUACGGCCACGACAGUUAUCACUAUACUAGACUCAGCAAAAACCAGGAGCUUGUCUCUCUUGUCAAGAGUUACCUGGACAGUGCCACAAAAGCAAAAGAAGCUGCCAAGAUGGAACAGAAAAAGAGACAGUUGCAGUCUGUGGAGAUGGUCUCUGAAACCUCUAACCAUGAGAAGAUCAUACAGGACCUGGAGAAAAAGAAUGAGAGCCAACAGGAAUCUCUAAAGAAGUUCCACCAGGAACAGAGGACGCUGCUUGACAAAGUUAACAUGCUUCAGCAACAACUCAGCCAGGAAAAGUCAACAGUGGAGGACAUUCACAAGGAGAGAGAGCAGCUGAAGCAUUUACUUUCUGCCAAAGAGAAAGAAGAAGGAGCCCGGGCCAUAGAGACUGUGAGAGUCCAGCAGCGGAGCCAUUUGGGAGAUUACCCUGGCCAGUCCGUGAUCAAAGGAAAAGACAAUGUACUAGUUCGACAGUCACACAGCUUGGACUCUGCUCAGAUCUUGCCGUCUACAGGACCAUCUCGAUCUGUGGCUCGACCUUUGGAGCUGUCUCGGCCGGUGCCUGGUGAUCCUGAGUCACCUCGACAAGAGCUUGAAUGUGUCCGCCGACAACAAGAUGCUGCACAAGAGGAGGUUGGCCGCCUCCAAAAGGCUCUAGCAUGCAGGUCCCAGGAGUGCGAGGAGCUGACCAGGAAGUGUGAGGCCAUCAAACAUGAGUCGGACCAGCAGGUACAUGAGCUGGAGGAAGCCAUGGGAGAUGUGCAGAAGCGAAUGAUAGAUUCUGAGGCAAAGGUGAAACAGCUUCAGGCUCAUGUGGUGGCAGUAAAGGAUCAUCUCAAUAACCAAGUUGUUGAUGACCUCAAAGCACAGCUCAAUGAGAUGAAGGCAAAAUACGAGGGAGCUUCUACCGAGGUUGGACGGGUCAGGAACCAUUUGAAGCAGAGUGAAAAAGCAUUGGAGGAGUAUAAAAAAAGUGAAGGACUUCUGGCUGUGGAGGUUGAGAGGCUCACUGCAGAGCUAAGCGCAAUGCAAGAGGACCAUAAAGUCAUGGAGGAGACGCUCUUAAACAUGGAGGGUCAAGUGAAGACUACAGAGGUCAGGUUGACGUCAAUGGUUCCCGGAGAGAAGUUUGACAACAUGAAGAACCUCUUCACCAAUGCUGUGGAUGAGAAGGAGCUGCAGUUGGCUGAGUUAAGGGAAGAUUAUGACCGUGUGCUGGAGGAAGUGGCAGAGCUCCACCGUGUGAUGGACGACCGACAAACUGUCCCCUUGCAAGAGCAUGAGCGAGUCCGGGCUGCUCUUGAGGAGCAAAGCUCAACCCUGAAGAAGAAACUUGCUGAUGUCACUGUAAAGUGUCAGUCAUUAAUAUGUGAAGUUGAGGAGGGUGAAGAUGAGAGAGAACUGCUCAGAGAGGAGCUGCAGGAACUCGGCAACAAUCUGAAGACCAAGUUUGUGACCUUAGAAAACCAUGAGGAGGUGAAGAGGUCUAUGGGACUCGCUGUGGAGGAGUUGAGGAUUAGGUUAACAGAGGAGACGGAGAGGAGAAAGCAUGCUGAGGAGAAGCUACAGAGGCUGCACGAGGAGAAGACCUCUCUCUGUGAGAACAUUACCAACCUGAAGAGCACGUACAUCCCCUGUGAACGUUAUGAGAGCGAGAUAGCUGCACUCACAGAACGCAACACAGAUCUGGAAGGAGAUCUUAAUAACCUUCAAGAUCAGUACCAGGAGAAAGUCAAUGAAAUUGAGAUUUUGGCAGCUGAAAAAGCAACUCUGAAGCAGAACUUUGACAUUGAGUUUGUAACAAAGAAGGAGUAUGAGAGUGUGCAGAUGGUGUUAGAUGAGGCUUUGGAGAAAGCUAAGAUUGAAAUCGCAAAGUUGGAGGGUUAUUGUAGACUUCGGGAUGAGGAGUUACAGAAGGCGAAAGAAGGAAAUGCUAGGUUGAAAGAAGAGUUUGAGAAUGUGCAGGCCAAGUUAGCAAAUGACUAUAUCAGCCUUGUGGAACAUGAGAUAUUCAAAAGCACAAUGAGCAAAGCGUUAUCAGAAGCAGAGGGACGAGCUAGAGAUGCCUACUCAAAGUACCAGUGUGCUCAAGAGAGCGCAUCAAAACUACAUGAGGAAAUUGAAGCACAGAAGAAAGAGUUGGAUACUAUUCAAGAGGCAUUGGAGUUGAAGUUUGUGCCAUUGACUGCUAUGGAGGAAAAAGAGAUGCAUUUCAACACCACUUUGAAGGACUUAGCAGAUAAACUUGCUGAAAUGCAGGGGAUGUACAAUGACGAAAAGACCAAAGGGGAAAGCCAAAGGCUAGAGAAUGAAAAAUUGAAAGAAGAGAUGGUGCCUCUGCAGCAAAAACUUGAGAUGGGGCUUGUGUCCCGCGAGAAGUACAAAGAAGUGGAGGACCGCUGCAAGAGCCAGGGGGAGGAGCUGAGUCUAAAGUUGGUGGAGCUGGAGCAGCAAUAUAAAGAGGUUACGAUCCAGAGAGCUGAACUAGAGGAGCAAAACGCCUUGUGCAACUCUGAGAUCCAGAGUCUCCAGAAGAAACUGAACAGUGAGUAUAUCCAUCUGGAUCAGUUUGAGGCCAUGCAGAGCUCUCUGAGUGGGAGCCUGCAGGAGGCGCAAAAGGAGUGCAAGUGCUUACAGGAAGCUCAUAAACUGGAAGUCCAGCGUGUUCAUGAACUAGAGAAACAACUCCAGAGUCAGAGCUGUGAUGAGAUCCAGUAUAGCCAGGUUAAAGAGGCUCUUGAGCGUGAGGUCAACAAGCUUCGCUUGGCACUGCAGGAUGAGGAAGAAACCAGCGCGCAGAGGGCUGAGGAUGUAGCCACUCUACAGACUGAGCUCCUCAGAGCCACACACGCUCUCGAUGACCUCCGCAGCUAUGAAGAACAGGUGACCGAGCUCAGAGCUGAAAAGCACAAGCUUGAGGAGAAGGUGUGUGAACUUGGCGACCGGCUGUCAGGACUGGAUGAGCAAUAUGAGGAUCUGUACAGGGAAACAACCCAGGCCAGGGAGGGUGAAAAGAGGGCGAGAGCUGAAACCGAGGCCCUGCAGAUAAAAAGUGCCUCCAUUGAAAAGGAGAUCAGAGAUCUGAAAGAGAGAUAUGAGGAAUCGCUCCGCACCAUUGGAGAACUACAGAAGAGGAUUCAAGCGUCCUCAGAGCAGACUGAGCUUAAAGACAAAAGGAUUACAGAACUGUUGGCAGAUGUUGAAAGGCUGAAACAGGCUCUGAAUGGCUUAUCCCAGCUGGCUUAUGCUGGCAACACUCCCAACAAGAGACAGACUCAACACAUUGACACACUCCAAGCCCAGGUCAAGAGCCUCCAGCAGCAGCUGGCUGAUGCUGAGAGGCAACAUAGAGAAGUUGUAUCAAUUUAUCGAACUCAUCUUCUCAGUGCAGCACAGGGUCACAUGGAUGAAGAUGUCCAAGCUGCCUUACUGCAGAUCAUUCGAAUGAGACAAGGUUUUGUGUGUUGAAGUCAACACACCGAGACCACACUGACUCCAAUUCAUCAUUCACACAGUAACCUCCCAUUCAGCUCAGUGCAGUUUUAUACUGUUCUGGAGCACUUCACUCAAAAAGUCAAGUUUUGUAAUGUUUGAUAUGUUCUGAUUAGGUUCGGUGUUGUACGUUCUAACUGUAUGAAAUAUAGUAUCUGUAAU
Messenger RNA from Rhinichthys klamathensis goyatoka, 4767 nucleotides. It is a transcript of the gene uacab, whose product is annotated as uveal autoantigen with coiled-coil domains and ankyrin repeats b. Bases 535 to 4581 code for a protein of 1348 amino acids. The transcript is spliced from 19 exons. Gene Ontology annotation, molecular function: actin binding. The record is from RefSeq and is a predicted model, not a curated record. Lineage: Eukaryota; Metazoa; Chordata; Actinopteri; Cypriniformes; Leuciscidae.